Anthonomus grandis grandis is the source of this 5780-nucleotide messenger RNA. It is a transcript of the gene Egfr, whose product is annotated as epidermal growth factor receptor. The record is from RefSeq and is a predicted model, not a curated record. Lineage: Eukaryota; Metazoa; Arthropoda; Insecta; Coleoptera; Curculionidae. Gene Ontology annotation, biological process: protein phosphorylation; positive regulation of cell population proliferation; multicellular organism development. Gene Ontology annotation, molecular function: transmembrane receptor protein tyrosine kinase activity; ATP binding. Gene Ontology annotation, cellular component: signaling receptor complex; basal plasma membrane. Bases 350 to 4891 code for a protein of 1513 amino acids. The transcript is spliced from 11 exons.
GAGAAACUAACUAGCGGUACCCGUAAGUCGAACAUGCGCGUAGGCGAAUCAACGUUUUUGUUUUUAAAAUACGCGAUUUGACGGGCGUGAAACAGGGGGUUGAUUGAGCGAAAAAGUCCGUGAAAUUAUCGGGAUAUUAUUUCGAGAGUUUGUGAUAACCCGUGGGACACUUUAGUGAAAUAUUAAUAAGAAUCUCGUGACAUUUGGCCGCAAGUGCCUGGGUGGGUGUUGUUUACGUUUUUAAAGAGCCAACUUGGAACUCCAGUUCGUACCGUACCACCGACGCGUUUACUUGGUCUCGACGCGAAUCAUGUAAACGUAGCUUUACCGACUCUUGGCGCCGUAUACUAUGCCAGAUCUGGAUCUUGUUGACUAUUGGUUACGGUGUCCAGUAAAUAGUGACAUCACAGGACAAAAAAGAACAUCGUUAUGUAGCAACUGUCGAAAAGACGUUAAAACAAUCCCAUUUAGUCUUAAGCAAAAAUGUGAUAUAGAUAUAAGGACGCUGUAUAAGUGGUUGUAUGUGUUAUUAGUGUUGUUUUUAUUGUUAAGGGGGUGUGAGGGUAAAAGGAAACAUAGUUAUGGAGGAAACGGGGGUUACUUGAUGGGCAAUCAUAUUGCGAAUCAUAGCUUUAAUAGUUUAAGGACUAGACAGCACUCGGUUGUAGGGAAAAAGGAGGAUUUUAUUGCAAAAGGAAAAAUAUGCAUCGGUACCAACGGACGUAUGUCGGUUCCAUCUAAUCGGGACCACCACUAUAGAAACCUAAAAGAUCGAUUUACAAACUGCACUUACGUAGAUGGCAAUCUGGAACUUACCUGGCUAGAAGACAACAAUUUAGACUUGAGCUUUCUUCAAUAUAUCCGAGAAGUUACUGGAUACGUAUUAAUAUCACACGUAGAUAUUAAAAGGAUAGUAUUGCCUCGCCUACAAAUCAUCAGGGGUCGCACUCUAUUUAAAAUGGGUCCAAGAAAUGAACAGUUUGCUCUGAUAAUAACUUUAAACAAAAUGUACUCUGUAGAGCUUCCAGCCCUACGAGAUAUAUUAACAGGAAGCGUUGGUAUUAUUAACAAUUACAACUUAUGCCACAUAAAAUCCAUAGAGUGGAAGGAAAUCAUGUCUGACCCCAAAGCGCGUUACAAUUACGUAUAUAAUUUCACAUCUAAUGAAAGAGAAUGUACCCCUUGCCACAAGGCAUGCGUAAGAGGAUGCUGGGGAGAUGGUUAUGAGAACUGCCAGAAAUUUUCCAAAACCACUUGCAGCCCCCAAUGCGCUGAAGGCAGAUGCUUUGGUCCAAACCCUAGAGAAUGUUGUCAUCUCUUUUGUGCGGGAGGAUGCACAGGGCCUACUCAAAGCGACUGUAUUGCUUGCAAAAAUUUUUAUGACGAUGGAGUGUGUACCAACGACUGUCCCCCCAUGCAAAUCUAUAAUCCCACCACUUAUUCCUGGGAAGAGAAUCCUAAUGGCAAAUACGCUUACGGUGCGACAUGCGUAAAAAAAUGUCCGGAACAUUUGCUUAAAGAUAAUGGAGCUUGUGUGCGAAGUUGUCCUUCAAACAAAAAAGCGCAAGAUGGAGAAUGCGUGCUUUGUGAUGGACCAUGUCCCAAAACUUGCGUAGGAGAUAAGACUGUGCAUUCAGGAAAUAUCGAUAGCUUUAGAGGAUGCACUGUGAUCGAAGGCUAUUUGAGUAUUUUAGAAAACAGUUUUAAAGGUUUCCAGGAUGUAUUUGCCAACUACUCAUGGGGUGAACGUUAUCCAGAAAUGCAUCCUGAUAGGCUAGAAGUAUUCAGCACACUGAAAGAGCUGACAGGCUAUUUAAACAUUCAAGCCUAUCACGAAAAGUUUAAGAACCUAUCGUACUUUAGAAACCUUGAAAUUAUUCAUGGUAGGAUAUUACAUGAGUUUUCCUCCUCGCUGUACAUUGUUAAGACCUCCUUAGAAUCACUAGAGCUACAGUCGCUUAAGAAAAUCAACAUGGGUACCGUAGCUAUUUUAGAAAAUAAGCAUCUAUGUUUCGCCAAGGAGAUCAACUGGGAAGAGAUCAGGAAAAGCCACGAGCAUUCGUUAAUGUUAUCGAAUAAUAGCGACCCAAAAAUGUGCAAAGCUAAAGGAUUAAUUUGUGACGAGCAGUGUAGUAGCGAUGGCUGUUGGGGGCCUGGACCUGAUCAAUGUUUGAGCUGUGCACACUUUAAGUUGGAUAACAGAUGUCUACAGAAUUGCACAGUAGAACCAGGAAUUUAUCGUGCUGAUAACAAAAAAUGUAAACCUUGCCACCACCAAUGCGGUUCUGAUUGCCAUGGACCUGGACCAGAGCACUGCACCACAUGUAGAAACUUCAAAGAUGGACCAUUUUGUGUGGAAAAAUGCCCCACCAAUAAAUACGAAGAGAACGGAAUUUGUAUGCCUUGUCAUAGUACUUGUGUUGAUGGUUGUACUGGACCGAAAAACACUGUUGGGCCAGGCGGUUGCACCUCCUGCGAGUUAGCCAUUAUGAACGAAAACGCAACAGUAGAUGAAUGUCUACACCAAAACGACUCUUGUCCAGAUGGCUAUUACUUCGAAUGGGUCGGCCCGCAGGUGCAAGAAGAAUCGUCCCUCAGAAGUCUUACUGGUAAAGCUAUCUGCAGAAAAUGUCAUCCUCGUUGCAAGAAGUGUACCGGCUAUGGAUUUCAUGAGCUUAUUUGCCAGGAAUGUACUAACUUUAAAAAAGGAGAGCAAUGUGAAGACGAAUGUACCAUGGACCAUUAUCCGGAUAUCGCCACCCACGUUUGUAUGGCUUGCGAUUUAGAGUGUAGAGGAUGCAGCGGACCUGGACCUGAAAAUUGCAAUAUUUGUCAAAAUUUUAAGUUAUAUGAUGAUGGUUGGAUUGAUCCAAACAAUACUUUCAAAUGUGUUGCCGCUUGUCCUCCAGACUUCCCACACCGCAUUUUCCCAGAAAAUUCCGAUUCGUACUGCUCCGACAAACCACCUGCGACAUUUGCACUUAUAGCAGCGAAGAGCCCAACUUAUGUAGUGAUCAUAGCCAUCUGUAUUAUAGGGGGUAUUAUUACAAUAAUCACUUUAGUAUCCGUAAUGGUAUAUUGCCAGCGAAAGGAGAAGAUCAAGGAGAAUGCCAUUAAAAUGACCAUGGCUAUGGCCCUAAAUAAUAUUGAUGAUAACGAACCAUUACGACCAAGUAAUGCGCCUCCUAAUAUUGCCCAUCUAAGAAUAAUUAAGGAAACGGAAAUUCGUAAAGGUAACACUUUGGGAUACGGAGCAUUUGGUGUGGUGUAUAAAGGUGUUUGGGCUGUUGAUGGGGAAACGUCUUCCAAAAUUCCAGUGGCCAUAAAAGUGUUAAAAAAUGAUACUACUACCAACAAUAGCAAAGAAUUUUUAUCAGAGGCAUAUAUUAUGGCAAGCGUAGACCAUCCCAACUUGCUAAAGCUUUUGGCUGUUUGCAUGACCUCCCAGAUGAUGUUAAUAACACAACUAAUGCCUCUGGGAUGUUUGCUUGAUUUUGUCAGGAAGAACCAUGAUAAAAUUGGAUCAAAAACAAUGCUAAACUGGUGUACACAGAUCGCAAGAGGGAUGGCAUAUCUAGAGGAAAAACGACUAGUUCAUAGGGACCUGGCUGCCAGGAACGUAUUGGUUCAAAAACCUAGCUGUGUUAAAAUAACUGAUUUCGGACUUGCCAAACUGUUAGAUAUUAAUGAAGAAGAGUAUAAAGCUGCUGGAGGUAAAAUGCCAAUAAAAUGGCUCGCACUAGAGUGCAUCCAACACCGGAUAUUUACCCAUAAGUCUGAUGUGUGGGCGUUUGGUGUCACCGUGUGGGAAUUGUUUACUUUUGGAGACAGGCCUUAUGAUAACGUACCUGCUAGAGAUGUACCCGAACUUUUGGAAAAAGGCAAACGACUUCCUCAACCGAGCAUAGCAACUAUAGAUGUGUAUAUGAUAAUGGUGAAAUGUUGGAUGCUAGAUGCUGAGAGUCGACCAUGUUUCAAAGAGCUAGAAGACGACUUUUGCAAAAUGUCCUUAGAUCCUGGACGGUAUCUUAUUAUACCUGGGGACAGAUUUAUGAGACUUCAAGGAGGAAUGAGCACACCCUUGAGCGAUAGGGACAUGGUUAAAUCCCUAGUUUCCGAAAAUAUUGACAUAUCGGAAAAUGAUGACUACAUGCAUCAACCAAAAUCGAGAGUACCCUUUCACGGUACUGGAAUGACAUCACUAUCGGGAGUAAUGUCUGCAACUCCAACUCCUGAUAAAUACUGGCAUUCCUCACAACCAAUGACUUCAGAUGGCAGUGGCAUGUACCCUAACUCACAAAAUCAAUUUAACCACAAGUUAUCUAGGUUAAACCAAGAUAUGCACAGACGCUUUGAUCCAAACCUACAAAGCAUUCAAAAUGACCUUUCCUCGAUAAGCUACUGUCGAGAUUCUUUAAAAUUCCGCCAACGGGAUAACGGAUCAGACGAACAUGAUUCCAGUGACAAGUUCCAACAUGCCCAAGUAGGCAAUCUUAAAUUGGAACUUCCUGUAGAUGACGAUGACUAUUUAAUGCCAUCUCCACAACUGAAUCAAGGACCCUCGGCAUAUUUAGAUUUGAAAAAUACAACGGAUCACCUGAGCAAUCCAAAUCUUCUCCAGAACUACUCCGAGCUAUUCCAAAACAAUAUUGAUAACCCGGAGUAUCUUAUGGGCAGCGAAAAUGCCCCUGAACAAACGGUCGGCUUGCCGGACGUUUCGGAUUUUGUUGUGCCGCCAUCCCCGGGAAUCGUGGAUCCUCGGUUGCCUCAACUUCAAAAGACUUCUGAAGAGGAAAGUGACCAUGAAUGUUACAAUGACUUUGACCGACUAAGAAGGGAGCUUCAGCCACUGCAGCAAAAUCAGGAUCUUCCAGGAGGUGCGAUUGUAUAAUUUGUCUAAACGAUUUUUUAUUUCAUGUAAGGUUCCUAUAAUAAUCUGGAUUCAAUAAUUGUGAAGUUUCGAUAAAUAAGUAAUAGAACUGACAAUAUACGUACAAAUAUAUCCGGCCUCUUGUACUUUACGUGCUUAAGGGCUGUGCAAAACGAACUUUUGAUAAUAUUCUUGAUAUAUGUUAAGCUACUUAACUAGAUUUAGAGUCUGAAUAGUAUGCAGUACUGUCAAAAGCAUGACAAUAACUAUUUAUGCUAUAUAUUGCCAUUUUGUUUUUAAAAAUGGCCUAAUAUUUUGUAAAAAAAUGUUAAUGUACAUAUGUUUAUGUAAAAUUUGAUAACAUUGUUCGCACAAAAAAUAUGUGAGCAAUAAUUUAAGUGACGUACGUUUUAAAAUUGUUGGGCGAGUUAUUUCGGGAUAGAGAAUAAGAUAACUGAGCCUAAAAUAUAUCCUAAAUAUUCUUGCCCAAACUUCUUUGAUCUGUGAUAAUAUUUUAUUAUAUUAUAUUUUAUAUUGUAAAUUUUUAUAAGGGGAUCAGCUGAUUUUAAAUGGUUUUAAUCUGUAGUUAUUUUGUUUUAAGUAAUUUUAGACAAUAUUUUAUUUCCGCGACUAAUCUCAUUUUUUGAAAAUCUCAUCGCCGAUUGUUUUAAAAAUCAAAGUUUGUAAUUUUAUUAUUUAAUCAUAAUACAAUAACAUAUUUAUAGAAUUGUGAAACAGAAAAUCGAAUAUUUUAAAUUGUGUAAUUUUUAUGUUUUUUUUUUGUCAACUGCACUAAACUUUGUGCCAUUUACUGUAUUAUAUAAAAAAGUGCCUUUAUUAUUGUAUAUUGACUAUUUUCAUUCAUUGAAUACAUUUUAUAAGGGUUUUUUAAAUAAAAAUUAUUUAAAAA